This is a messenger RNA of Verticillium dahliae VdLs.17, 2472 nucleotides long. RefSeq lists its product as uncharacterized. The record is from RefSeq and is a predicted model, not a curated record. Bases 1 to 2472 code for a protein of 823 amino acids. The transcript is spliced from 2 exons. NCBI's taxonomy places the organism in Eukaryota, Fungi, Ascomycota, Sordariomycetes, Glomerellales, Plectosphaerellaceae.
AUGGAAUGUGUUGGUGGUGUCACCCACACCAAAGACGCCGCCGACUUGUCGAUCCCACGAGCUCUCCCCGAGGACCUCGCCAAGUUGUCGGGACCAACUCCCCCCGACCAUUCUCACGACCGUCACGACAUUUACGAUUCAACGCCCCCCCACCUAUUGCAGCAGCGUCAGCACGCCGCCCUCGCCCGAGCUCAAGCCGCAACCCCCGAUCUCGCCGCGAGGACCCCGUCUCCGAGCUCCUCCCACCUUCGCUCACUCCGUCGCACCCCGCGCUUCGACGCUACCCCGAGCCCCCCGGCUGCUCGCCGCGUCCACCUCGAGGCAGCCUCCGUCGGCUUUGCACCCCGGGUUCACUUCGUCACGGCAGAUGCGCCGCAGUCGGACCUGCCCCGCCCUCUUUCGCCGCUUCGCAUCCGCCCGCGCGACUCGCAACAGCAGAAAGAGCCCGCAAAACCCAGACGGAUCCUAUCGCAGGACCUGAGCGAGGAUUUCGACGAGACCGCACCCUCCGAGAAACCGUCUCCCGAGUGGCAGCGAGCAUCCCCCUCUUCCACGAGGCGACAGGACAAGACCGACAACCUCCACCCCGCUCUUCGCAUCUCCAAGAACACGCAUAGUGCCAUCCUCUUUGCUCUCGAGGAAGCUUUGCGCCACCCCAAUCCCUUCACGCCCGACGUUGUCGAGGAGAGCGGCGAAAUGGCUGACCUUGUCGGAUCCGGCGGCCGCAGCACGCCCGUCUCCAAUGGCAACCCCGUCUCGUCUUCGCGCACCCGUCCCACUGCCGCUCCUGCACCUACCGGCUCUCCCGGAGGCAUUCGCGGGCCGAGGAUGAUCAUGCAAGAGCGGGCGGCGAGAGAAGCGGCGCGCCAACGGGCUGAACAGGAGCAGAUGCAUGCAGAGAGGCAGCGAGCCCAACAGGAGGCCCAGCUGCUGGAGGAUACCCAGAGACGCAACUCGGAGCGUCGCGCAGCCGCAGCGGCUGGCGCUGCUGCGGGAGGCCAAGCCAGUGGCGCCGCCCCUGAGCACAUUGGCUCCCAAACACAACACACUCCCACGACACCGCAACGUCGGCCAACGGGUGGCUCUGACGCCGCGGCGCCGCGGACAAACCCCGCUUCUUCUCGACAGAGAGAUACCUCCACCACAGUGCAGCAACGGCCGGCUCGCACCUCGUCGCAGAGCCAGUCACAGCCGCAAACUUCGUAUAACACGGUCCCGCGACAGCCCACCAGCGCCGCGCAGCCUCCCGCCGCCACCGCAACUCAGCCGCCUCCCACGCAGCCAUCCGAGUCUGCUGGAGGAGCAAGGCCUAGGAAUUCGUUCCCCCACGCCUUUGAGCGUUGGGAGACGCUCUCUGCUCACUGGGAGGGCUUGACCAACUUUUGGAUCCGCCGCCUCGAGGAGAACAACAAGGACAUUGAACGCGAUCCGGUCAAUCAAGCUCUGUCCCGCCAGGUCACCGAUCUGUCAGCGGCCGGUGCCAACCUGUUCCAUGCCGUGGUAGAGCUGCAGCGUCUCCGUGCCAGCUCGGAACGCAAGUUUCAGCGCUGGUUCUUUGAGACGAGAGCCGACCUCGAGAGGGCUCAGGAAGUCAAUGCCAUGCUUGAGACGGCUCUAGACGAAGAGCGUCGAGCUCGCGCGGAUGCGAUCCGUGAGGCGGUCGCGAACGAGCAGAACAACUCGAUGAACAAGACUCGCUUUGAGGAGAUGCGCAAGGAGCUCCAGAUCUCCAAGGAGGAGGCCCGGCGCGCCUGGGAGGAGCUCGGCCGCCGCGAGCAAGAGGAACGCGAGCGCACGCUGUCGCUGCAGAGCGGCCAGCCCACCAUCGUUGGUGGAGUGCAGGUCGUCCCCAUGACCCAAGGCGUUCCCAGCCGCCACGGCAGCGCUCGCCAGGGUGGCACCGCGCCGCAGCAGACGGAAUACGCCGGCAAUUCGGGUAGCGCCUACAGCGACGAAUACGCACAAAGCUCUGCGCAGGCCAACCCAACGACGUCUGCGCCGGCCGCUACCAGCGGUCCUCUCUAUUCGCAGCCGGCAGCUGUCGAUCCGCAGCCCGCGACUGCGACUUACUCGUAUGGCGGCGGCGGCGGCGGCGGAUCGGAGGGAGGCUACAGCGAAAGUGAGUAUGAGAUUGAUGCGCACGGUCAAUACAUUCGCGACCAGCGCGGGAACAAGGUUCCUUACCGUGCCCCGCCGUCGCCGGUUUCUGACGAGGGCGCAGAAGAGUACGAGACACCGGCGACGCAGCCGCCCAGCGCUGGCUACUCGCAGCCGCCGCCGGCCACAUUGGGCAGACCGCAGCAGGUGCCGCACGCGCCGGCGCCACCACAGCAAGAUUACUCGGGCCAGGGAUAUGGGGCGCCAGGCUGGGAAGAGGUCCCUCGAGUUUCCCAUCAUCAUCCCACUAGGCUUAGCGAUGUGCUUGAGGAGGAUGAGCGAAGCCGCACCAGCGCGAGCUACAGCCGCGUCUAA